Messenger RNA from Fraxinus pennsylvanica, 2034 nucleotides. NCBI's taxonomy places the organism in Eukaryota, Viridiplantae, Streptophyta, Magnoliopsida, Lamiales, Oleaceae. The record is from the annotation of a GenBank genome assembly.
AUGGGUUGUGUUCUGAAAGAGGAAGAAAAGGUGGGUCUUCUUAAAGUUGGGUUUUUUAAGGAUGGAAGUGAGAAAUCCAAGUUUUUAAGUUAUAGUUAUGAGUCGAGAAUUAUGAGUGUUUUGUAUGGUAUGGGAGAAAAAGAGAGAAUUGAUAUGGCUUCGAUCUUGAACUUGAGUUUGAGGCUUUGUAGAGCAGGAAAAAUUUAUGGGUUUUGGUACAAUGAUAAUGAUAGCUGUGUUUAUAUGGUUUGCGAGAAUAUUAAUUCAACUGGUUUGUUAAAAUUCUUUUAUAAUGAAGAGGAGGAGAGGUUGAGUAGUGAUAAAAUAAGUGGUUUUGGGAUAGUCAGUAUGGAGAUGUGUGAGAUUUUAAUUAGUUUGAUUUCCGAAGGGCUGAUUAUUGGUUGCUUGGAUGUCAAUUGUUUUGUCUUCAAUGACUUCGGUCGUGUUUAUGUUGAUUUGGGUAAGGUUUUGAGUAUGGGAAGGAGAGUGAAUAAGGCAAUUCAAAGAGGUCACAAGGAUUUGGAAGUUAGUUUGAAGACUGAGGUAUUGGAAAAUCUUGUGUUCAUUAGUCCGGAGAUGUUACUAAAGUUGUUCUGUAAGGAAGGGUUUGAAUUGGAUUGUGGAAAAUCGAUAUAUGAAGUUGGGUUUGGUUCGGAUGUUUGGUCGUUAGCCUGUUUACUCAUUUCUCUUAUUAUUGGCGGUUCUUUUAUUAAAGAAAUGGCAAUUUAUGUGGAUUUUAUAGUAAAUGCUGCAAAUGAUGGAAAUGUAUAUUCUUAUGUUAGUUUAUGUAAAGAUUGGAUGGAGAAUGUUAAAACUUUGUUAGGAUGUAGAUUGGGCUUGGAAUAUGAACCUCAAAAGGACUUACUAUGCAGAUGUCUGGAAUUUGAUAUUAGUAGUCGCCCACCUGUUACUGAACUAUGGAAAUGUCUGAGAGAGUUGGUUCUUAAACCAAACUUCGAUUUUGGGGUCACUUUGAAACAUGAAGAAAAGAAAGAAAAAACAGGUCAUUGUGUAUUACUAGGGGAUCUCUGUCGGAUAGCAGAGGACACUAACAAAGAAGAGAUAGAUGGGUUGCAGCAGAAAUAUGAAAUUGGUAGAGCUGGUGUGAGCAGAGAUGUUGUUGAGGGCCUGUCUGGGGGCCAUAUCGAAUGUAUUGAUAUGAAGGGUCAUCUAGAUUGUAUCACGGGCCUAGCCAUUGGAGGGGGUUUCCUUUUCAGCUCUUCAUUUGAUAAGAGAGUCCACGUAUGGUCAUUGCAGGAUUUUACACAAGUACAUACGUUUAAAGGUCAUGAGCAUAAAGUUAUGGCUCUCAUUUUUGUGGACGGAGGACAACCAUUGUGCAUAAGUGGCGAUAAUGCAGGUGUUAUAUGCAUCUGGGAAGCCAGUUUUCCCUUUAAUGAAAAACCAUUAAAGAAGUUGCACGAGCAAAAGGAUUGGCGCUAUAGUGGUAUUCAUGCCCUUGCUGUUUCCGGAACUGAAUAUCUCUACACCGGGAGUGGAGACAAACUGAUAAAAGCAUGGUCUCUGCAGAAUCAUACCCUGUCAUGUACUAUGAGCGGUCACAAGUCAGUCGUAUCAUCGCUAAUAGUUUGCAAUGGCAUUCUUUAUAGUGGAAGCUGGGAUGGGACUGUCCACUUAUGGUCGCUUAGUGAUCACAGUCCUUUGGCAGUCUUGGGGGAGGACACAUCAAAAAACGUGACUUCUGUUUUGGCUCUUGCUGCUGAGAAUAAUUUGCUGCUUGUGGCUCAUGAGAAUGGUUGCAUAAAGAUGUGGCACAACGACCUACUCGUGAAAUCAUUACAAACCCACAAUGGUGCCGUGUUCGCCGCCAGCAAGAAGGGGAGAUGGCUUUUUACUGGUGGCUGGGACAAGACUAUUAAUGUGCAGGAAAUAUCUGAAGUUGGGGAUCAAAUUGAUACGGUGCCUGUUGGUUCCAUUGCUUGUGAUUCUGUCAUAACGGCGGUGAUAUACUGGCAAGAGAAACUGUUUGUGGGACAAUCAGAUAGAGUAAUUAAGGUGUACUAUGGAGUAUAA